This is a messenger RNA of Marasmius oreades (fairy-ring Marasmius), 954 nucleotides long. RefSeq lists its product as uncharacterized. The record is from RefSeq and is a predicted model, not a curated record. Bases 210 to 791 code for a protein of 193 amino acids. Lineage: Eukaryota; Fungi; Basidiomycota; Agaricomycetes; Agaricales; Marasmiaceae. The transcript is spliced from 2 exons.
UGGAUAUUGAAUUGUCAUGUUUGACUGUUGGGUUCCAGGGAGUCUCCACGACUGUACGCCAAACGCUUACUAGUGCUGUCGUGUAUGAAUCGUGUAUUUGAACACGGUGGCCACACGGCAGCGCAACGUUUGUUCUCCCGGUAUUUCUCCGAUCCCGCUUUGGCUAUUUAGGGGCCCAUAAACAACUGCGAUUUCACAAUAACUUCGACAUGUCCUCUUUGUCCGUCACUGCCCUUCCUGAGACCGACGCCUGGCGUAAACCCCCAUCUACUAACCUAUUCAACGCCCCAACACAUCCCUUAACUUCUCCAGUACCUCUCAAGUCUUUCCAACGCGCUCGGUUGACUGUGAGCGCCGCAUGGACCACUCGUUACGACCAAGGGGGUCUCCUACUGCACGUCACCAACCCUUCCAAGCCAAACGAUUACUGGCUCAAGACAGGUAUCGAGUUCUACAUGGAUCGUCCAAACGUCAGUACGGUAGGAACGCAAACAUGGUCAGAUUGGAGCAUCUUUCCAACCGAUUCGGGAAAAGCGACUGUCGAAGUUCGGAGAGAGGGGGAUGGGUUGUGGGUAUAUCAGAUUGUCAAAGGCGAAGGGGUCGAUGAAGAACGUAAGCCGUUAAGGGAGAUUGCUUGGUUUUUUGCAGAGGAGGAUGGAUGGAGCGUUGAUAUUAAGGCAAUGGCAGCGAGACCAGCAAAGGCGGACGAGGUAAUCGGCAGCAAAGAGUUGGUUGUUGAAUUUGACGGCGUCGAAAUCGAUGUUCAAGCAGACCUUGGACAAGAGGAUUAGACAAAAACAAAGAUAUGCGUACGUAUGAGAGUAGAGUAAUAGAGCGUGCCUGCAUGCAGCAGAAUCCAAUUUUACAGCGACAUCCAAAAUUGUAGCGCAAUUAUGAUUUUGUGUAGCUCCCCGCCUUUGUUUGUUGUAAAUAAAGCAAGUAAUCCAAAUUUGG